CAACUUCCAGAACAUCAGAACAUGCGCAGCACCCGUUCGAGCUGCCAACGCUCGGACGAACAGGGAUCAGCCGAUGAGCUGCCAUGUUGGGGUUUGGGGGCAGCAGUCGCCAAUCGCCCUCCGACCGACGGGGCUCGUCUGGUAAGACGGCAGUGGGCGCGCCCAACCCACCAGCCUCACCCACUCCUCGCUCUCGUCCACUCCUGUGUCGGUUUACGCAACCGAUUAAUCUAUCCCCUCUCCAUUCAUGAACUCCCCGCCAAUCACAUACCCUGCAGCCAAAUCAAUAGUGAAAGUUAGCCUGCCAUCAGACCACAGCAAGUCCGCAACAGAGCGAGAGUCCCCUGAAUCCCGACCGUCCCUUGCAGGCGCGGUUGGCUCGGGCUUCCUGCCCAGCCAUUUAAAUCGAACCAGCUGCUGCCCAUCUCUCAUCGGCUCAUCCUGCGAUUUCAUUUCCACGUGGCAGCGAUCUGCAGAAUACGAUCCACGAUGCCCUCGAUCGCGUCUUGGCUCCUCACCACCGGCUUGGCCGCCCUAACCAGCGCCUCCGGCCUCAAUGACAGCCUCGUGGCUCAGCAGAUCGACACCCAGCCCUUCCCCUAUGACUUCCCCAAGCUGGGCGUCAAUGGCGCAGACCUCUUCCCCAUGCGGGACUGCCGCGGCUUCCAGCUGGAAGAGGCCACCAUCGACGAGAUCCAGGCCGAGCUCAAGGCGGGUCGCCUGACCGGGGUGCAGUUGUUGCAGUGCUACCUGGAGCGCAUCUACCAGGUGCAACCGUAUACCAAUGCGGUUAUGCAACUCAACCCUGAUGCCAUGGCCAUCGCCGAGGCUCUGGACGAGGAGCGUCAGCAGGGCACCGUGCGGGGCCCGUUGCACGGCAUUCCGUUCCUGGUCAAGGACAACAUCGCCAGCAAGGACAAGAUGGAGACGACGGCGGGCAGCUGGGCUCUGGUGGGCUCUGUGGUCCCUCGCGACUCGCACGUGGUCCACCGCCUGCGCGAGGCGGGUGCGGUGCUUCUGGGCAAAGCGACGCUCAGUGAGUGGGCGGACAUGCGGUCCAACGACUAUUCGGAGGGCUAUUCGGGCCGUGGUGGCCAGUGCCGCAACCCCUACAACUUCACGGUCAACCCUGGUGGCAGUAGCUCUGGCUCGGGUGUGGCGGUCACCAGCAACCAGGUGCCUUUUGCUCUGGGUACUGAGACGGACGGUAGUGUGAUCAACCCGGCCGAGCGCUGUAACAUUGUCGGCAUCAAGCCCACGGUGGGCCUGACCUCCCGGGCGGGUGUCAUCCCCGAGUCUCUCCACCAGGACACGGUCGGCACCUUUGGCAAGACCGUUCGGGAUGCUGCAUACGCGCUUGAUGCCAUCUAUGGCAUUGACCCUCGGGACAACGAGACCUAUGCCCAGCAGGGCAAGACCCCUGCCGGCGGCUAUGCGCAGUUCCUCACAGACAAGUCGGCCCUCAAGGGGGCGGUCUUUGGUCUGCCCUGGCUGUCGUUCUGGCAGUACAACGAUGCCGCGCAGAACGCGCAGCUGACCGAGCUGCUGGAGCUGAUCGAGGCGGCGGGUGCCACCAUCAUCAACGGUACGGAGCUGCCGUACUACAAGGACAUUGUUGACCCGGCGGGCUGGAACUGGGACUAUGGUACGGAGCGCGGCUACCCCAACCAGUCCGAGUACUCGUACAUCAAGGUGGACUUUUACAACAACAUCCGGGACUACCUGGCGGAGCUGAACAACACCAACAUGCGGUCGCUGGAGGACCUGGUGCAGUACAACAUUGACAAUGCCGGUAGCGAGGGUGGUAUCCCCGGGGUCAACCCGGCCUUUGCCUCGGGCCAGGACGGUUUCCUGGCCUCCCUGGCCACCAAGGGUGUGAUGAACGAGACGUACUGGCAGGCGCUGGAGUACUGCCGACGCACCAGUCGGGAGGACGGUAUUGACGCGGCGCUGCACUACCAGGGUCGCAACCUGACGGCCUUGCUGGCCCCUCCCGACUUUGCGCCGUCGGUCGAGAUCGCCGCCCAGGCCGGGUACCCGGUGGUGACGCUGCCCGCGGGCAUCAACAAGGGCUCGAAGAUGCCGUAUGGGUUGGCCCUGAUGGGCACGGCGUACUCGGAGGCGACGCUGAUCAAGUACGCGAGUGCGAUCGAGGACCUGCAGCUGUCGUCCAACACGACGUGGAAGCGUAGCUUGGCGACGUGGAGCGGCUACCUGGAACGGAACAUUCCGGUGAACUGA
Molecule: messenger RNA, 2241 nt
Organism: Aspergillus ibericus CBS 121593
Lineage: Eukaryota; Fungi; Ascomycota; Eurotiomycetes; Eurotiales; Aspergillaceae
Product: amidase family protein
Exons: 3
Coding region: 490-2241 (583 amino acids)
Source: RefSeq, a predicted model, not a curated record